Uranotaenia lowii is the source of this 1260-nucleotide messenger RNA. RefSeq lists its product as uncharacterized. Bases 1 to 1260 code for a protein of 419 amino acids. The record is from RefSeq and is a predicted model, not a curated record. Lineage: Eukaryota; Metazoa; Arthropoda; Insecta; Diptera; Culicidae. The transcript has 2 exons.
AUGACUAGCAAGACGGAGAAAAAACUAACAGCGAACCUUCUGACGAGACGACGAGCGUGUGCUGAGCGAGAUGUGGUGGAGAAGUUCAUCGCGGAGUACACCUAUGAACGAGAUUGUUGCCAGGUUGCGGUGCGUUUGGAGACGCUGAACAAAUGCAACGAGCUGUUCCUGAACGUGCAGAAUGAUAUUGAGCUGGGUGAUCACGAGGAGAGGUUUGAAGGUCAUCUUGAGUUCCGGGCUGAUUUCGAGGAUCGAUUUUGCAGAGCGAAAGGUUUUUUGCUGUCUAAACUGGAAAGCAGGGAGCAUCUUCUGAGUUCGACGAUCAUGCACGCAUCGACUUCUCAUAGCAUGUCUUCCAGUUUCCAUCAUCGGUUGCCGAAAAUCGAUCUACCGAAGUUUAGCGGGGAUGAAUCGAGAUAUCAUUCCUCGCUGGAAGGAGAGGCCAGAAAACCAUUCGAGUCGGUGAAUAUCCAAGCCGAUAAUUAUUCGUCGACGUGGGAUGCGCUUAAGAAGCGUUACGAUAGUAAGCGAUUCCUCAAGAAGGAGCUGUUUCGAGGUCUGUACAAUCUUCCACCGAUCCAGUAUGAGUCAGCUCAAGACCUCAACACACUAGUGGAUGAUUUUCAGCGACACGUCAAGGCUUUGGGAAAGUUGGGCGAACCGAUCGAGCAUUGGGACACUCUGCUCAUCUUCAUCAUUUCAAACAAGUUGGAUUCGGCGACGAUUCGUGCAUGGGAGCAAGAUACUCGACAGAAGGACGAAGUGAAAUACGAAGAGCUCAUCGAGUUUCUCAUCCAUCAGGUCCGGAUGUUGAAAUCCGUAGAUAGCGAUCUCCAACGUCGUUCCUCAGUGCCCACCGUUUCCAAGGUGGCCGGACCAAUCCCGAAGAAACCAGUUCCCAUCCGAUCUGUCGUGAACACAGCUACUUCCGAAACUCAAUUCAGCACUUCGCCAUGCCACUGUUGCCUGAGACAACAUCCAUUGCACCAAUGUCCAGCAUUUCAGCAUCUGUCAAGCUCCCAACGGCGAGAGCUUGUGACACAGCACAGUCUUUGCUGGAAUUGCUUCCGCGCGAACCACCAGGCAAGAUCCUGUAAAUCAAAGUUCCUGUGUAGGAUUUGCCAAGCGAAGCACCAUACUAUGUUGCACGACCAAGCAGCACCACCGAACGAGUCCUCAUCCGAGAGAUCACAAGCCACACAAGCGAAUUCAGGCCCCAAUAGAUCGCUUAGCCCACCAACAUCUUUCCGUGAAUUCUAA